UCAUGCCUUGACUAGACCUUUGAGUAACCUGAGCCUUUCCCCUAUAUAAAGGUCAUGUUAUACGGAUUCACAAGCAACAAGAGUCUUUCCAUAUUCCAACUCUCAAAAGAAAUUUCAAACUUUGGUAUUCCUUCCAGGGUCUCAUAUUUCAAUCUUCGAACAUUUUGCAACAUGGGUUUUCGUUUGCCUAGAAUUGUUACUGCUAAGCAAAGUCUUCAACGGUCUUCAUCAACAGGAAAUGGAGCAUCUCCAAAAGCUGUUGAUGUUCCAAAAGGCUAUUUUACAGUUUAUGUUGGUGAGGAACAAAAGAAGCGUUUUGUCAUUCCACUAUCUUACUUGAACCAACCUUCUUUUCAAGAUUUGUUGAGUCAAGCAGAAGAAGAAUUUGGAUAUAAUCAUCCAAUGGGUGGCAUCACAAUUCCUUGCCGUGAAGAUGAGUUCCUCGAUCUCACUCGGAGUUUGAAUGAUUCAUGAAGUAGAGAUUAACAUCUAGAAAUAGAUGGAAAAUGAAUUAGAAUGUAGAAACAAUAUAAAAUGAGGGAACUUGAUUUGUUGAAAUUGUUGUAUAUUGUUCACGAAUCACAAUUCUUUUGUUUAUUGAAACUAGAUGAUAUUCAUGAAUGAAAACUCAUUCUUCA
Messenger RNA from Benincasa hispida (wax gourd), 638 nucleotides. Its product is annotated as auxin-induced protein X10A-like. Lineage: Eukaryota; Viridiplantae; Streptophyta; Magnoliopsida; Cucurbitales; Cucurbitaceae. Gene Ontology annotation, biological process: response to auxin. The record is from RefSeq and is a predicted model, not a curated record.